Tupaia belangeri chinensis (Chinese tree shrew) is the source of this 1410-nucleotide messenger RNA. Its product is annotated as vomeronasal type-2 receptor 116-like. Gene Ontology annotation, molecular function: G protein-coupled receptor activity; structural molecule activity. The transcript has 7 exons. The record is from RefSeq and is a predicted model, not a curated record. Bases 1 to 1410 code for a protein of 469 amino acids. Gene Ontology annotation, cellular component: plasma membrane. Gene Ontology annotation, biological process: G protein-coupled receptor signaling pathway. Lineage: Eukaryota; Metazoa; Chordata; Mammalia; Scandentia; Tupaiidae.
AUGGGGCAAGAGCUCAGCCAGCACAAAUUGUUUGUUCAGGGGUUAAAGGAAGCCCUUAGAACUAGAGAAGUAGAAGUGAAAGUUAAACAAUUGCUCACCCUUUUUGAUUUCCUGAAGGAGCCUUAUCCAUGGUUCCUUCAAGAAGGAACCAUUGACGAAAAAAGGUGGAAAAGGCUUCAUCCAUUUCUGAGGAAAAGCCAGUUGACAAACAGCAUUGGGUACAACAAGUCCCUGGAUGAAAACAGAAAAAUGAUACAGUAUGAUAUCCACAAUCUUGUGAGAUUUUCUAAUCGCAGUUUGCUGCUGGUUAAACUUCAUCCAUUUCUGAGGAAAAGCCAGUUGACAAACAGCAUUGGGUACAACAAGUCCCUGGAUGAAAACAGAAAAAUGAUACAGUAUGAUAUCCACAAUCUUGUGAGAUUUUCUAAUCGCAGUUUGCUGCUGGUUAAAUGUAGUCGCAGCUGUGUUCCUGGAUUUCAAAAACUUCCCCAAGAAGGAAGACCUGUUUGCUGCUUUAUUUGUGUCUUGUGCCCAGUGUCAGGCAUUUCAAAUCAAACAAAUGCAAAGCAGUGUGUCCAGUGCCCAUCUCAAGAGUAUCCAAACAGUGAAAGAACUCAUUGCCUUCCCAAGCCUGUGAUAUUCCUGGAUUUUGAAGAUGCUUUGGGGACAGCCAUGGGCUGCAUAGCUCUGUGCUUCUUUGUUCUCACAGCUGUAGUUUUGGGGAUCUUUGUGAAGCACAGAGACACUCCUAUUGUCAAGGCCAACAACCAGGCUCUCAGUUUUAUUCUUCUCAUCUCCCUCCUACUGUGCUUCCUCUGCUCCUUGCUCUUCAUUGGUCAUCCUAACACAAUCACCUGUGUCCUCCAACAAGUUGCAUUUGGCCUUGUGUUCACUGUGGCUGUUUCCACUGUUUUGGCCAAAACCAUUACUGUGAUUCUGGCAUUCAAGGUCAUGAAGCCUGGAAGAACAAUGAGGUGCUUGCUGCUGUCAGGGGCUUCCAACUCUGUCAUUCCCAUUUGCUCCCUGAUCCAAAUGAUUAUCUGUGGAAUCUGGCUGGGAACCUCUGGCUCAGUCACUGCCUUCUACUGCAUCCUGGGCUACCUGAGUUUCUUAGCUCUGGGGAGUUUCACUGUGGCUUUCCUGGCCAGGAACCUGCCUGACACAUUUAAUGAAGCCAAGCUCCUUACAUUCAGCAUGCUGGUGUUCUGCAGUGUCUGGAUCACAUUUGUCCCAGUCUAUCACAGCACCAAGGGGAAGUUCAUGGUGGCUGUAGAGGCAGGGGUACUGGUUUUGCUUUAUGGAGGUGCUCAAGAAAAUGAGGCCCUAGAUGGCAACAGCAAUGCGAGACAUUCCAAGGGCUCCAUGUGUGACCCUGCCUUUCAGCAAUCACUGCCCUGCCAGAUGGAAUAG